AAGCAGCUGGACCUGAGAAUCCAGGCCACUGACGGAGGCUCCCCGCAGCUCUCCAGCAGCACCCUUGUAAAAGUGAGGAUGGUGGACCAGAACGACAACCCUCCCGUCAUCAUCCAUCCAGUGCUCACCAAUGGGUCUGUGGAAAUCGGUGUGUCCAGCAAGACCUCCCGCGACUCCCUCGUGGCCCAGAUCAAAGCUCGAGAUGCGGAUGAUGGGGCGAAUGCCACGCUCACCUUUGACUUCCUGGAAGAGCCCCAGCAGGACCUUUUCACCAUCAACCCAAGUACUGGGGACAUUGUGCUGAGGGGUGACCUCUCUGAAGAGCUGGGCCAGCUGUUCAAGGUUAUCCUCACUGUGACAGACAACGGCAGACCCCCCCUGGCCACGACUGCCACAGUCAACUUCCUGGUGACCGCCACUGCUCCUUCCAGUAUCCAGGAGAUAGCCAAGCCCAGCUCCUGGGAAGGAAAAGCUUUGCAGUGGGACAUCCCUCUGAUUGUGAUCAUCGUCCUGGCGGGCAGCUGCACCCUCCUUCUGGUGGCGAUAAUCACCAUCGCCACCACCUGCAACAGGCGCAAGAAGGGGAACGAGAUCAAAAACAACGCUUCCUUGAAGGAGCAGAUAGACAUCUCCCACCUGGAGAAGGGCCGGCAGGAGGAGAGCAGCCAGAGGGGGAAUGUGUUUGAGGUACGAACCUUUCCCAGCAAAACCUCUUUCGCCAGCCCUGACCCUUCUCCAGCUGCUGAAGAGAUCUCCACCGCUGAGAGCAGCAGCGACAGCACUUGCCUCUACGAGGGUCAGAAGAGGCUCAGAGGACCAAAUGGGGAGGGUUUCACUGCUGCUCCGAGCUACAGCAAGGAGCCUGCUCCCCCUGUGGCCAUUUGGAAGGGGCAUUCGUUCAACACCAUCUCCGGCCGAGAGGGAGAGAAGUUCAGUGGCAAAGACAGUGGCAAAGGCGACAGCGAUUUUAACGACAGCGACUCAGACAUCAGCGGAGAUGCCUUGAAGAAAGAUCUCAUCACGCACAUGCAGAACGGUCUGUGGGCAUGUACGGCCGAGUGCAAGAUCCUGGGCCACUCAGACCGCUGCUGGAGCCCCUCCUGUGGCCGAGCCAACCCUCACCCCUCUCCCCAUCCUUCAGCACCCCUCUCCACCUUCUGCAAGAGCACGUCCUUGCCUAGAGAUCCCCUUCGCAGGGACAACUUUUAUCAAGCCCAGCUGCCCAAAACAGUGGGGCUUCAGAGUGUCUACGAGAAAGUGCUGCACAGGGACUUUGACCGGACGAUCACGCUCCUCUCCCCGCCACGCCCCGCACGGCUCCCCGACCUUCAGGAGAUUGGGGUGCCCCUCUACCCAGCCCCCUCGACUAGAUACCUGGGUCCCCAGACUGACACAGCUGAGAAGGUGUAGCCCAACACACUGUCUGCCUGAGUACACACGUCCCUGCGCGCACACGACUAGGUCACUCCUGAGUGAGAGCCUUUAAGUUAUUGACCAGAUCCGGUGUUGUACAUGUAAAUAUGCAAGAUGUGCCUUAAAAAUGGAGUCGCUGGGAAAGAUUUCCAAUCACGUCAGUACUGUUUGAUAUUUGCAAACAAAAAAAAAAUUGUUUGUAGUUAAUGUAAUUUUUAUGAAAUGUGCAGUAUUUAAAUUUUUCUUUCAUGUUUUCUACAUUGUUUUUUUGUUUGCUUGUUUUCGGUUCACUCAUGGCCUGCCAUUUUUUGUAGUGUUUUUAACCUGUACAUUGUGUAAUGUAAUGUUUGUACAUAAUGAAAAUUGGUUAUAUUUUUAUAUAAUAAAAGCUUAAAAAAAUGGGAAUUCUUGCCAAAGGAACUGUCUGAAAGACACAAUAAUAAUAAUUAAUAAUACUAUCCUGAAUAUGUAGAACUUUGUAAGGGAAAUUCUUCUUUCAUUGUGUAAUAAUAACCUGAGCAACCCAGUGUACCGAGAAGUUUGCCUUGCCAAAUGUGACUUGUAUUUCUUGAGUCUGUGGUCAACUUGAAGUUAAAUGUUAUUUAAUUGCCUUUGGUUCCUGUAAUCUGUGUCACUGAUAAACACUAAUAAAGGUUUUGUGAUGU
This is a messenger RNA of Antrostomus carolinensis (chuck-will's-widow), 2078 nucleotides long. RefSeq names its product protocadherin 8 (gene PCDH8). NCBI's taxonomy places the organism in Eukaryota, Metazoa, Chordata, Aves, Caprimulgiformes, Caprimulgidae. Gene Ontology annotation, molecular function: calcium ion binding. Gene Ontology annotation, biological process: homophilic cell-cell adhesion. The record is from RefSeq and is a predicted model, not a curated record. The annotation marks the transcript as partial. Gene Ontology annotation, cellular component: plasma membrane. The transcript has 3 exons.